Messenger RNA from Talaromyces marneffei, 1023 nucleotides. RefSeq lists its product as uncharacterized. The transcript is spliced from 5 exons. Gene Ontology annotation, molecular function: L-malate dehydrogenase (NAD+) activity. Gene Ontology annotation, cellular component: cytoplasm; mitochondrion. Gene Ontology annotation, biological process: malate metabolic process; tricarboxylic acid cycle. Lineage: Eukaryota; Fungi; Ascomycota; Eurotiomycetes; Eurotiales; Trichocomaceae. The record is from RefSeq and is a predicted model, not a curated record. The coding region runs from base 1 to 1023 and encodes 340 amino acids.
AUGUUCGCUGCUCGCCAGUCGUUCGGUGCCUUCCAGAAGCGGGCUUUCUCCGCCUCUGCUCGUCAGGCCUCCAAGGUCACCGUUCUCGGUGCCGCUGGUGGUAUUGGUCAGCCUUUGUCUUUGUUGAUGAAGCUCAAUCCCCGUGUUAGCCAGCUUGCUCUUUACGAUAUUCGCGGUGGCCCUGGUGUCGCUGCCGAUCUCAGCCACAUCAACACCAACAGCACCGUCACCGGAUACGACCCUACUCCUUCCGGAUUGAGUGAGGCUCUCAAGGACGCUGAGAUUGUCCUCAUCCCUGCCGGUGUUCCUCGCAAGCCUGGCAUGACCCGUGACGAUCUCUUCAACACCAAUGCUUCCAUCGUCCGUGACCUCGCCAAGGCCACUGCUGAUGCUGCUCCCAAUGCCAAGAUCCUUGUCAUCUCCAACCCUGUUAACUCCACCGUCCCCAUUGUCGCUGAGGUCUUCAAGUCCAAGGGCGUCUACAACCCCAAGCGCCUCUUCGGUGUCACCACCCUUGAUGUUGUCCGUGCCUCCCGCUUCAUCUCCCAGGUCAAAACCACCGACCCUGCCAACGAGGAAGUCCCCGUCGUCGGUGGCCACUCCGGUGUGACCAUCGUCCCUCUCCUCUCCCAGUCCAACCACGCCGACAUUGAAGGCGAGACCCGCGACGCCCUCGUCAACCGCAUCCAGUUCGGUGGUGACGAAGUCGUCAAGGCCAAGGACGGUGCUGGUUCCGCCACCCUCUCCAUGGCUUUCGCCGGUGCCCGUUUCGCCGAGUCCCUCCUCAAGGCCGCUCAGGGUGUCCAGGGUGUCAUUGAACCCACCUUUGUCGACAGCCCCCUCUACAAGGACCAGGGUAUCGACUUCUUCGCUUCCCGUGUCGAGUUGGGUCCUGAUGGUGUUAAGGAGAUUCUCCCUGUUGGUCAGGUCAAUGCUUAUGAGGAGAAGCUCCUCGAGGCUUGCCUUGCUGACUUGAAGAAGAACAUCAAGAAGGGCGUUGACUUUGUUGCCCAGAACCCUUAA